Morus notabilis is the source of this 2744-nucleotide messenger RNA. RefSeq names its product protein NRT1/ PTR FAMILY 6.1. The coding region runs from base 514 to 2481 and encodes 655 amino acids. Gene Ontology annotation, molecular function: transmembrane transporter activity. The transcript has 4 exons. The record is from RefSeq and is a predicted model, not a curated record. Gene Ontology annotation, cellular component: membrane. Lineage: Eukaryota; Viridiplantae; Streptophyta; Magnoliopsida; Rosales; Moraceae. Gene Ontology annotation, biological process: oligopeptide transport; transmembrane transport.
UUUAAUAUUUAGGAAAUGAGAUAUAGUUAGUUUUUCUUAGCAGAUACCAUCCAUAAUUUAUCGUCUUCUUUUUCUUAGAUCUUGACAUCUCCUUCAUUUAAGUGUAGCCCCUUUUUCUUGGUUUUAAUCACUACUACUGCUGCUGCUGUUCCCAAAGUAAGAAACUUUUCCACAGUCCUCACUCAGAGAGACUAAAAACUUUUCCAAAUUGCCAUUUUAGGACAGAUUUCUUCCUCAAAUUGCGCACAGCCACUAUAAAGCAUAAGCUUUUCCACAGUCCUAUAAGUAUUUGUGUGUGUGUGUGUGUGUGUAGUAGUAGUAGUAGUAGUUAGCAAAACAGAAACUUGGUUUUGGUACAAGCGGUCAACUUUGAGGUUGUAUAUUUAAGGUUGUAUAUGUGUGUGUAUGAAACUAGUAAAACAGAUUUGAUAGUUUCUUCUAGCUCCAGCUACUUGAUUUUACAAAAGAAUAACGGUAAAUUUUGGGGUAAGCUAAUUGAGAAAGCGGAGAUAUAUGGAAACAAGAGAGAUCAAGUCACCAAAACGGGUGGUAGAGAUGGCAGCUACUAGUAGUACUACUACUACUACCACAACUACUACUGCUUUGGGUGGAAAUUCUGAAUCAUUGCAGCGAAAGAAGCUCGGAAUCUAUUUCAUUGAAUCCGAUGACAGGAGGACGGCUUUUGGCCGUGGUUAUACCGGAGGAACCACGCCGGUUAAUAUCCGUGGGAAACCAAUUUCUGAUCUCUCAAGGACUGGUGGUUGGAUUGCUGCCUUUUUCAUAUUUGGGAAUGAAAUGGCAGAGAGAAUGGCUUAUUUCGGGCUUUCGGUUAAUAUGGUUGUCUUCAUGUUUUACGUAAUGCAUAGACCCUUCUCCAGUGCAUCAAAUGCCGUCAACAAUUUCUUAGGAAUAUCACAAGCUUCCUCAGUCCUUGGCGGUUUUCUUGCCGAUGCAUAUCUUGGUCGAUAUUGGACCAUUGCAAUCUUCACUACAAUCUAUCUUGUGGGUUUGAUAGGAAUUACUCUAUGCGCCACGAUGGACGUCUUUUUGCCUAACCAAGACCAAUGCUCACAGAUAUCGUUGCUUUUAGGCAGUUGUGAGCCAGCAAAACCAUGGCAAAUGAUUUACCUCUACACCGUCCUCUACAUAACUGGAUUUGGAGCUGCUGGUAUUCGGCCCUGCGUUUCUUCAUUUGGGGCUGAUCAGUUUGAUGAAAGAAGCAAAGAUUACAAGUCCCACCUAGACAGGUUUUUCAACUUUUUUUAUCUUUCUGUCACGAUUGGUGCUAUCAUCGCCUUCACCGCAGUCGUCUACAUUCAAAUGAAACUUGGAUGGGGAUCAGCCUUUGGCACAUUGGCGGCAGCUAUGGGAAUAUCCAACUUGGUGUUCUUCAUUGGUACUCCUUUAUAUAGGCAUAGGUUGCCCGGAGGCAGCCCUCUCACAAGGUUUGCUCAAGUUCUGGUUGCCGCCUUUCGGAAGAGAAAGGCAUCAUUCUCUAGCAGCGAGUUGAUAGGUUUGUAUGAGGUCCCUGGCAAACAUUCUGCCAUAAAGGGUAGUGGAAAGAUUCCUCAUAGUGAUGAUUUCAGAUGUUUGGACAAAGCAGCGCUGCAGCUGAAGGAAGACGGUGUUGAUCCAAGUCCCUGGAGGCUCUGCACUGUAACUCAAGUAGAGGAAGUGAAGAUCCUUUUGAAGCUCAUUCCCAUACCAGCUUGCACAAUAAUGCUUAGUGUGCUCUUAACAGAGUACCUUACUCUCUCAGUGCAGCAGGCAUACACAAUGAACACUCACAUUGGUCGCCUCAAACUCCCUGUAACGUGCAUGCCCGUAUUUCCUGGCCUCAGCAUUUUCCUUGUCCUCUCACUCUAUUACUCCACGUUUGUUCCGUUGUCCCGGCGCAUCACAGGGCACCCUCAUGGCGCUUCCCAACUUCAGAGGAUCGGCAUUGGAUUGGCGAUUUCCAUCCUGUCAGUGGCAUGGGCAGGCGUUUUCGAAAGGUACCGAAGAAAUUAUGCAAUAAAACAUGAAUUUGAGAUGAUAUUUUUAACUCCAAUGCCAAACUUAAGUGCAUACUGGUUGCUAAUCCAGUACUGCCUGAUUGGCAUCGCCGAAGUGUUUUGCAUAGUGGGAUUGUUGGAAUUCUUGUACGAGGAAGCACCCGAUGCCAUGAAAAGUAUAGGGUCAGCUUAUGCUGCUCUCGCAGGAGGUAUGGGUUGCUUUGCGGCCAGCAUAAUCAACAGCAUUGUGAAAGCGGCAACGGGAAACCCAGAGACAGGAGAGCCCUCAUGGUUGUCCCAGAACAUCAACACUGGCAGAUUUGAUAAUCUUUACUGGCUGCUUACAGCUCUGAGUGUAGUCAAUUUCUGCAUUUUUCUAUAUUCAGCAAGUAGGUACGAGUACAGGGCAGAGAAGAGGCCUACGAUGGUAGAGCAGGUUGAAACCAAUAUCAACAAAAAGCACAAGAAUGCUACUACUCUUUCAUAACUAGGAGAUUGGAAAUUUUAGUUCGACGAGUGCCUAUUUUCUCUUGUAUGAUUCCUUUCACAAAAGUUACCGUUUAAAGUUUAAGAAAAGCAAAUUUCACAUCUUGUAAGUAAGCAAGCAUAUAGCCAAAAUGUUGACUAUUGGCUUUCACAUUCAAGACUUCACCUUGUGAGUGACACGAGCACAUAUGGCAAAAUAAUCCACUUGUAUUGUUUCAAGAUAAAAAGAUGUGUAACGGACAAACAUACAUUCCAUUGCAAAAC